Pongo pygmaeus (Bornean orangutan) is the source of this 3771-nucleotide messenger RNA. It is a transcript of the gene SH2D4B, whose product is annotated as SH2 domain containing 4B. Gene Ontology annotation, cellular component: cytoplasm. Lineage: Eukaryota; Metazoa; Chordata; Mammalia; Primates; Hominidae. The record is from RefSeq and is a predicted model, not a curated record. The transcript is spliced from 8 exons. Bases 1 to 1302 code for a protein of 433 amino acids.
AUGCUGCAGCAGAUCCUGCAUGACAUGUACAUCGACCCCGAGCUCCUUGCCGAGCUCAGUGAUGUGCAGAAGCACAUCCUCUUCUACAAGAUGCGGGAGGAGCAGCUGAGGCGCUGGAAGGAGCGGGAGACUUCGGAGGCCCUGGCCCAGGACAAGGGUCUCAGGCAUCCAAAGACCAAGCGAGCAGCGAGUGACAAGCACAUCCAAUGGCUCCUAGGGGCAGAUGGCGAGGUCUGGGUCUGGAUCAUGGGAGAAGGCCCUGGUGACAAGCCCUACGAAGAGAUCUCUGAGGAGCUGAUUGCAGAGAGGGCGCGGCUGCAGGCACAGAGGGAAGCUGAGGAGCUCUGGAGACAGAAGGAGGCAGAGAUCACCAAGAAGUUCCGGGAUGCUCUGGCCAAUGAGAAAGCCCGGAUCUUGGCGGAGAAGUGGAAAGUGGAGAUGGAAGAUCGCAAGGCUGCCAAAGUCCUGGAGGAACGCAUCCACGAGGAAUUCAAGAGGAAAGAGGAAGAGGAGAGGAAGCAAGGAGAAGAGCAGAUUCGCCUUCAGGAAGAGCAGAGGGCGAAGGAGCUCUACUGGACCCUGAAGCAGGCUCAGCUGCAUUGCCAAGCCAGUGAGAAAGAGGAGCGAGAGUGGGAAGAACAGUUGCGCCGGUCCAAGGCGGCUGAUGAGGAGAGGAGCCGCGGAGCCCAGCGCGCCCGGGACGAGUACCGACGCCACUCGCUCCGUGCUAUCCAGAAGGGCACGGUCGCCGGCCUCAGCUCCAUGUUCCAGGAGCUUGGCCAGAGCCAUGAGCAGGAGGCAAGACUCUAUCACCACCUCCCUGGCCCGGGUCCGCCGCAGCCCCUCGCCCUGCCUGUCAGCAGGACCUGGGAGCGCCCGCUGCGCCCAGUCUCUAGAGAUGUCAUCGUCCGCUGGUUUAAGGAGGAGCAGCUGCCUCGCCGAGCUGGCUUCGAAAGGAACACCAAGUUCAUCGCCCCCUGGUUCCACGGAAUUAUUAGCCGAGAAGAUGCAGAAGAUCUCCUGGAGAACAUGACUGAAGGAGCAUUCCUGGUCCGGGUCAGUGAGAAAAUCUGGGGUUACACCCUCUCCUACCGCCUGCAGAAAGGGUUCAAACACUUUCUUGUGGAUGCCUCUGGGGAUUUUUACAGCUUCCUGGGAGUGGACCCCAAUCGCCAUGCAACGCUCACGGAUCUCGUUGAUUUCCAUAAGGAGGAAAUUAUCACUGUUUCAGGAGGAGAGUUACUUCAGGAACCCUGUGGACAGAGGGACAGCCCACCAGACUACCAUUUGUUGUUUGAAUAAUUUUUUUUCUUAUCAAUUGGAUUCUUUUUGGCAUCCUGUUUUUGAACUCAGCUUAAGAACUUCUCAACUCAAAUCCUAUGGCCUUCUGGGAGAUCCACCACUAUCCAGAGGAAAAAGUAGAUUAAUAUGUCUCAAGGGAUAUGACAUCUAUGGCAUAGGGCUACUGGUCUCAUCUCAGUGAUCAGGACAGAAAUUGCUAAUAGCUCAUGCAACUCUUUCAUGAAGAGCUUAGCUAUGACCUUAGAAGACAAAGCCUGUGUGUCAUGGCUUCCGUAAACUGAGCUCUUACAGUGCGUGGACCAUGUUUUAAUAAUCCAAAAUAAUUCCAGUGCCGACCCCUGAAUUUAACAUAUGGUAGACAUUCAGUAAAUGUUUAUUGAAUGAAUACAUGUCUUCUAAAAGUUUUCCAACACAAAUUAGCAGUGGUUUCUUGUAAAUUAUUUCCUACUCACCACUCUAUAAAAUCAUGGCAAUAAUAGAAGAUUAUGAAGGAUUUCUAUGGAGGACAUAAAUGCUGCAUCUUUCAUAAUCUCCAUUAUUACCCUCAUUGAUAUUAUCAUUGGAAUUAUCUAAGGUGAGCCCCAGUUUCCAGGGCAGCUGAUUGACACUGUCCUGCCUUCCUUAUUUAACCUCUUCUUUUGCCACUCGCCUCUAUCUUUGAAUCAUAUUUUGGCCCUCGUUUUGCAAUGGUUUUAUGUAAUCCUACAGAUGUCUUCAAGACCUGGGGUGACUUAUAAAUGCAAGAAUGGUUUUUAGAAAUCUGAUGAGGCCUCUGCUGUCUGGGAUGUGGCCCUCUCUAUGCAGGUUACUCCAAUGAUUAGCUCUGUCCUCAUUGUCCUUUUAAUUCCCUUGUCAACUUAAUCUCAGUAUGUUCCUUAUAUUAACAAGAAGACUCACCCAAUAACUCCUCAAUAACUCUCAGUGAUGGUAUCUAUUGGUGCAUACUUGUGUUCCACAGUUAUGGUCAUAUACACAGAGGUGUAUAUGAUGAAGAGAAGAUUACAGUCUUUACAGUCAAGAAGACUUGAGUUCAUAUCCUCACCCUGGAACUUACUAGCAUUAUAAUGCUUGCAGCAUUGUGUUUGGUGAGAGGAAAAGAAUGAAUGGAUUCUAGGGAUGUUAGGAAACAAUUUACUUUACCUGAUGGCUGUAUCCAACAUUUGUGCCCCACUUCUUCUCUUGCCUCACCUAUUCCUUAGAUUCUUGGUCACUUCUCUACCACAAGCCACCAGCACUAUAACCAGUUUUGCAUGGGUUCUGCUCUUCCUCCCCGUGUUGAUCAGUGUCAUGUGAGCAUAAGCCAAUGGUAGCUUGCCACAUGCCCCAUCUCCUGUUGCUGCAGAGGCAUAAGACAGAAGAGAUGGGAAGUGAAUGCCCCAUGUGGUGAAUCUGGGAUGAAUGGGAGUCACAGGCUGGUAGAUCGCUUUUUCCCCCUUCUUCCUCCUGGAGGAACUAUUCUGAGAGGCAUCUGUUUGUAUGGUCUUUUAGAAGACAGUCCUGCAAGAUCGAGCAACCAGUCAUGAUGAAACCAAGUGGUGGCCGGAUCAGUAUGACACCCCGCUGCCCCUGUUUUUUUCUUCUCUGCCUUGCCGUGCUCUCUCCUGUUGCUCUGGGAUUGCAUUUCUGAAUGAAGUAGCAGCUCAUAAGCUUUUGCCACAGGCUCUGCCUUUUGGGGAAUCCAGGAUAAGAACCCAUCAUACAGAAGUGUUCAAUGGUAUCAAUUUUGCAACUCAGCUCCAUGGCUUCUGCCGGUCUGCCUGUCUCACUACAUGCAUAAAGUGAAAUGAUGGAAGGAACCUGCUUUCUGAACUCUUAAUGUGCCUUCAUUGAUUAUCAUUAAAAUUAUCAUUAAAAUUUCCUUAUUUCUAUGGACUCAGAGGAACGAUGUUUUAGUUUUGGCUCUCUGAUUUACCAACUACGUGACUUUGUCCAAGUCAUUUAACUUCAGUAAACCUCGGUAUGACUGAAAAGGGAAUUUUCUGUAUGGCCAUCACUAGUUUUUUUUGCAGGUUAGUUAAAUGAUAAACAUGAAAGCUCUGUCCAAAUGAAAAAGGUAUUUCUAACAACAACCACAAUAACAACAACAACUUAGUGCUUAGCCCAUGAUGUGUCAGGGGAUAUGAUGUGAUGAUUUUCAAGGUGUUGGAAGAAACUUCUGUUCCAAGAACUACCAGCAGCUUUGAAAGCAGACCAAGAUGGGUUGAGACCCUGAAUCCCUGGGCUGUUGUUCCUGUCACCCCUAAUUAAUAUGUAAGAGACAACAGCUGGGUUUUCCAUCCCUAACACAUUUAUUUCAUUUUAUUUGGGGCCUGCAAUUUCUGCAUGUCUCAUAUAUUUUAGGUUUUACCUUUUUACCUGGCUUUAAAAUAAAUCCCUUGUAAGUUGUCCUGCAAAUGAAAUUACUGUGUGGAAAACUGCAGUUUCAUCUUGAGAGUUUUAUUAUGCUAAUAAAUGUCAGGAUUCUCAAAU